AUGUUACCAGCAUUAAAAGGUUGCUUUUACGGGAUAAAGCAAGGAUUAAUCAUCUCCAUCGACGAGGGAAAUCGUCUUGAACAAAAUUUGCAAUCAUACUAUCAUGCAAGAAUUAAGUUUUGCAUGACCGAAAGCUCAAGUGCGAAAAAACGAAUUCUACCGCCAGAGAAUUUGUACAGACGUGAUGGUAUACGAUAA
Molecule: messenger RNA, 198 nt
Organism: Plasmopara halstedii
Lineage: Eukaryota; Oomycota; Peronosporomycetes; Peronosporales; Peronosporaceae
Exons: 2
Coding region: 1-198 (65 amino acids)
Source: RefSeq, a predicted model, not a curated record